This is a messenger RNA of Daphnia carinata, 557 nucleotides long. It is a transcript of the gene Dlc90F, whose product is annotated as dynein light chain Tctex-type 1-like. Gene Ontology annotation, molecular function: dynein intermediate chain binding. Gene Ontology annotation, biological process: microtubule-based movement. The transcript is spliced from 4 exons. NCBI's taxonomy places the organism in Eukaryota, Metazoa, Arthropoda, Branchiopoda, Diplostraca, Daphniidae. The record is from RefSeq and is a predicted model, not a curated record. Gene Ontology annotation, cellular component: cytoplasmic dynein complex; cytoplasm. The coding region runs from base 137 to 481 and encodes 114 amino acids.
AAAAUAAGCAUGGUGCUGACAUUGACGUAAAUUCGGUUCUGUAGAAUUUAGUGUCUCCUCGUCAAGCUGUUUGCAGUUGUGUUCAACUGUUUAAUAUUUUCUUGUUAAUAAGCGUUAGUCAAUUACUAAAUCGUAAAUGGAAGAUCCCAGCACUCAGCAAGAAGAGAGCCAGUUCGUCGUUGAUGAUGUCAGUGCCGCAAUCAAAGAAGCUAUUGAAUCUGUCAUUGGAGGGAACACCUACUUACAUAACAAAGUCAACCAAUGGUCAUCUUCCAUAAUGGAUGCUUGCUUGCAGUCUUUGGUCAAAUUGCAAAAACCCUUCAAAUAUAUUGUGACAUGCGUGGUCGUACAGAAGAAUGGAGCUGGCGUUCACACUAGCAGCUCGUGUUUCUGGGACAACUCAACUGAUGGAAGCUGCACUGUACGCUGGGAAAACAAAACCAUGUACUGCAUCGUAUCUGUCUUUGGUUUGGCCAUUUAGUGCGUAGAUAAAAAAAAUAAUAAUAAUAUGCUUAAAGGAAAGAUCAUACACGUCCUAUAAUUUUUGCUUUCAUGAA